UAUGUAGGUAGUAGAAAACAAACGUCAAACUACAGCAGUUGGCUAUAGGCCUACACUAGAUUGGAAAAAUAUGUAACCGGAGAUCCACUUCCGUACAGAACGUUAAUCGGUUAGUAGUUCACUGCAUUCAUGUCAAUUCACACAAAUGGAAGGCCAACAUCAACUGUUGUGAAUGAAGAGGGAUUUAAACACAAGGAGGCGCCACAUGUGUCAUACGAUUCCUGCUGCCGCACGAAAGAUGCGCUCAACCAUUCUCACGUCUGAGCUGAGCUGACAGAGAACUUCUGACACAUCUCAGACCUCUUCUGCCUCACAUUUUCUUUUGAAAUUACCGAACGAAUGGCGAACGCAGGGCUUCAACUUCUCGGCUACACUUUGGCUUUUUUAGGAUUUAUUGGUCUAAUAGCUUCUACAUCCAUGGCCGAGUGGAAGAUGUCUUCAUAUGCCGGUGAUAACAUCAUCACAUCUCAGGCCAUGUAUGAGGGACUCUGGCAGGCCUGUGUGUACCAGAGCACCGGACAAAUGCAAUGCAAAGUCUACGACUCUCUAUUACAUCUACCAGGGGAAGUUACAACUACUCGAGGUCUCAUGAUCUCUUCCAUCUUUCUGGUUGCUGUCGCUCUGAUGGUUGCUGCCGUUGGUAUGAAGUGCACCACAUGCCUGGCAGACAACAAGCAGCAAAAGAGCAAAGUUGCCCUGGCUGGAGGCGUCCUUUUCAUCCUUGCAGGGGUUCUUGCUCUUGCUGCCACAAGCUGGUAUGGAGACAAAAUAAGACGCAAUUUCUUCGAUCCAUUCACUCCCACAAAUUCAAGGUAUGAGUUUGGUAAGGCGCUCUAUGUGGCCUGGGGUGCUUCGGCUCUCACCAUCAUUGGCGGCAGCAUGCUCUCCUGUAACUGCGGAAGUAAAGCGGCUGGUAAAUCGUACCCACCUCCGCGCGCAGCGGGACGGCCGGGAACGGAUCGUGUGUGAAGAUUAGGAAUACUGUAAAACACCGGAAUACAAAAGCAAUUUAGCAGCUUGUGUGCAACCUAUAGUUUAAUGUGUCGAGUGAUCAUUCUUGACUGUGAAAUCUUUUAUAUUGCUUCGUGAUUUGGUAAUAUGUCAUAGUUUUGGAUUCCUGCUUUAUUAGAGUCAUUUUCAAUGGUUAUGUUUGUCUCUCAAUAUAAAAUAAAAAUGAAUGAAAAAUGCAUCUAUUCAAAUCUAUGGGUUUAAAUCCAUUGUCAUGAUAUAGCACGCAUUGUGAAUGCCCGUGUGAUGUUGGCUUUUCACUCAAGAUGUGAAGAUUCAGUUUGGAUGGAAAAAAUUAAUAAAUGAAAAAAAUUUGAAAACA
Triplophysa dalaica is the source of this 1330-nucleotide messenger RNA. RefSeq names its product claudin 1 (gene cldn1). Gene Ontology annotation, cellular component: plasma membrane; bicellular tight junction. The transcript has 4 exons. Bases 340 to 969 code for a protein of 209 amino acids. NCBI's taxonomy places the organism in Eukaryota, Metazoa, Chordata, Actinopteri, Cypriniformes, Nemacheilidae. Gene Ontology annotation, molecular function: structural molecule activity. Gene Ontology annotation, biological process: cell adhesion; bicellular tight junction assembly. The record is from RefSeq and is a predicted model, not a curated record.